CCCUUCAGUAGUGGCGAGACGACAGAGGAGCAAAGACCGAAAACUGAGCGGAUUCUCGGGAUUUUAAGCAAAAUCGAGAACUUUUCUCACACAAUGGCGACCGAAGUGGUAGAUGACCAGGAGAUGAGGGAUGCCCUCAAGGAGUAUCUGGAUUUCCUGGACGACGAUCAACGACAGGGGAUCUAUCAGAGCAAAGUCCGGGACAUGAUCAGCGAGAACAAAGCGAGACUGAUCGUGAACAUCAACGACCUGAGGAGACGAAACGCGGAUCGAGCCUCAAAGCUCAUGAGCAACGCCUUCGAGGAGCUGCUGGCGUUCCAGCGCGCCCUGAGGGACAUGGUGGCGUCGGUGGACGGAACCUACGCCAAGCAGUACGAGGAGUUCUUCGUGGGGCUGGAGGGAAGCUUCGGCGCCAAGCACGUGUCCCCGCGCACGCUGACGGCGCGGCUGCUGGGCAGCAUGGUCUGCGUGGAAGGAAUCGUCACCAAGUGUUCUCUGGUGCGACCCAAAGUCGUCCGCAGCGUCCACUACUGUCCGGCCACCAAGAAGGUGAUGGAGAGGAAAUACACGGACAUGACGUCCCUGGACGCCUUCCCCUCCAGCGCCAUCUACCCCACCAAGGACGAGGAGAACAACCCCCUGGAGACGGAGUUCGGCCUGUCGGUCUACAAGGACCACCAGACCAUCACGGUGCAGGAGAUGCCGGAGAAAGCCCCGGCCGGCCAGCUGCCCCGAUCGCUGGACAUUAUCCUGGACAACGACCUGGUGGACCUGAUCAAGCCGGGGGACCGGGUGCAGGUGGUGGGGACGUACCGCUGCCUGCCCGGGAAGAAGGGAGGCUUCACCUCCGGGACCUUCAGGACCAUCAUGAUUGCGUGUCACGUCAAGCAGAUGAACAAGGAGGUUUCUCCCACUCUCUCCACCAACGACGCCGCCAAGAUCAGGAACUUCAGCCAGACGCGCUCCGUCAACGUGUUCGACCAGCUGGCCCGCUCCCUGGCCCCGAGCAUCCACGGACACGACUACAUCAAGAAGGCCAUCCUGUGCAUGCUGCUGGGGGGGGUGGAGAAGGUGCUGGAGAACGGAUCCCGCAUCCGCGGGGACAUCAACAUCCUGCUCAUCGGCGACCCGUCGGUGGCCAAGUCCCAGCUGCUGCGCUACGUGCUGCACACGGCGCCGCGGGCCAUCCCCACCACCGGCCGCGGGUCGUCCGGCGUGGGCCUGACGGCGGCCGUCACCACCGACCAGGAGACCGGCGAGCGGCGUCUGGAGGCCGGGGCCAUGGUGCUGGCCGACCGCGGCGUCGUCUGCAUCGACGAGUUCGACAAGAUGUCGGACAUGGACCGCACGGCCAUCCACGAGGUGAUGGAGCAGGGACGGGUCACCAUCGCCAAGGCCGGGAUCCACGCCCGGCUCAACGCACGCUGCUCCGUGCUGGCGGCCGCCAACCCCGUCUACGGCCGGUACGACCAGUACAAGACCCCCAUGGAGAACAUCGGCCUGCAGGACUCGCUGCUCUCCCGCUUCGACCUGCUGUUCAUCAUGCUGGACCAGAUGGACCCGGAGCACGACCGCGAGAUCUCGGACCACGUGCUGCGGAUGCACCGGUACCGGAACCCCCGCGAGCAGGAGGGAGAAGCGAUGGCGUUUGGCGGUGCCGUGGAGGUUCUGGCCACCGAGGACCCGGACGCCGUGGUGCAGGAGGACGAGGAGCUGCAGAUCUACGAGAAACACAACAACCUGCUGCACGGGACACGCAGGAAGAAGGACAAGGUGCUGAGCAAGGAGUUCAUGAGGAAGUACAUCCACAUCGCCAAGGGCGUGACGCCCGUGCUGACGGAGGAGGCGGCCAAGCACAUCGCCGAGGAAUAUUCCAGCCUGCGCGGCCAGGAGCAGAUGGGGAGCGACAUCGCCAGGACGUCCCCGGUGACGGCCCGUACCCUGGAGACGCUGAUCCGUCUGUCCACGGCGCACGCCAAGGCCCGGAUCAGCAAGGAGGUGGAGCUGGAGGACACGGAGGUCGCCGUGGAGCUGGUGCAGUUCGCCUACUUCAAAAAGGUUCUUGAGAAGGAUAAGAAGCGAGCGAAACGCGACCGGGACUCGGGUUCGGAGGACGAGGAGGAGACGACGGCCUCGCAGCCGUCGCAGAGGACUCAGCCCAAGAGGGGGCGGCCCGGCUCUCAGACUCAGGGCAGCGAGCCCUACAGCCCGUACGACUUCAGCGAGUCCCAGGAGGUUCCCGACAUUCAAGCCGGAACCCCGAAACCAGCCAAGCCGCGAGAGGACGAGCCCAUGGACGCCAGCGCUGCCGCGGCGCCGGCUGCUGCUGACGCUGCGCUGUCGGCCGAGAGGCUGAAGGAGUUCAAGUCGUCGUUGUUCGCCGUGUUCCAGGCGGCUCACGCCCAGUCGGUGAAGAUGUCCACGCUGAUGGACGGCGUGAACAAGAGCUGCGAGAAGAUCUUCACGGAGCCGGAGGUCCGCGCCGCGCUGGCGCGCAUGCAGGACGAUAACCAGGUCAUGGUGGCCGACGACAUCGUCUUCCUCAUCUGAGGGAGUCGGGGAGUCGGGACUGUUCAGCGCCGGCUGGGAUUCACCGGGACGGGAGUCCGGACGCUCAGAGUUCAUGUUCCUACUCAUUUAUGUUUGUGACUGUUGAGUUCUCGGUUUCAUCUGCCUGGUUGCCACGGUAACGCUGAGAAGGAUGUGACCGGCGGGGCGGGCGGGGCCGCCUGCUUUGGUCUGGUCUCACUUUGUACAUAGUUAUAAGUUUGGAGAAAGUUGAGUGUUUAUUAAAAAAAUAAAUAAAAUCAUGUCCUUUGCU
Messenger RNA from Cololabis saira (Pacific saury), 2821 nucleotides. It is a transcript of the gene mcm3, whose product is annotated as minichromosome maintenance complex component 3. The transcript has 17 exons. The record is from RefSeq and is a predicted model, not a curated record. NCBI's taxonomy places the organism in Eukaryota, Metazoa, Chordata, Actinopteri, Beloniformes, Belonidae. The coding region runs from base 94 to 2550 and encodes 818 amino acids. Gene Ontology annotation, cellular component: nucleus; MCM complex. Gene Ontology annotation, molecular function: single-stranded DNA binding; single-stranded DNA helicase activity; ATP binding. Gene Ontology annotation, biological process: DNA replication; DNA strand elongation involved in DNA replication; double-strand break repair via break-induced replication.